Molecule: messenger RNA, 477 nt
Organism: Strongylus vulgaris
Lineage: Eukaryota; Metazoa; Nematoda; Chromadorea; Rhabditida; Strongylidae
Source: the annotation of a GenBank genome assembly
AUGGCCGAGAGGCUACAGGAGGAAAUGGAUAAGAAGUUCUGGGAUACUGAAACGGAAUCUGGCUACUUCAUUGGAAGCGAACAAGGUGAUGUUAAGGUGCGCAUCAUGGAAGACCAGGACGGUGCCGAGCCUUGUGCGAAUUCCGUGGCUGUUGGGAAUCUAAUACGUCUGUACGAAUAUUUUGAAAAAGCUGAGCAUAAGCAGAAGGCAGAGAAGAUUGUGUCUGCUGCAUCAUCCCGCCUUAUCAAGUGCAUACCCAUUUAUUCUGACAAAAAUGAUUUCUGGAUAUCAUCGAAUGGUAAAGGGUUCAGUCAAGAUAACUCGUACAUCACUGAGCGAUGUCCAGCAUAUGAGGCUAUGUUGAAAAGCAAUGGAAUCAACACAUUUGUAUGCGCUAAUUUUACUUGUGGACCUCCUGUCUCCAACUUGCACGAACUGAAAUCGCAACUGGAGCAGCUGGCGAAAUCGACAGCGUAA